GUUCUUAAGUGGCUCGUUGCGGGCCUGGCGUCCUUCGGUUGCUCGGGGAACCGAUAAGCUGCUGAUGACACCUGCUUGACGCUCUUUAAGUCCAUUUUGACGGUGACACCGCGGCUUUUUGCCCUCGUUUGCUGCAGCACCGGAAGUCAACAAUGGCAGCUUUUACUCUGAAGGGUAAAUGCCCAAACAGGAACCGUUAGGACUGAGGGAAAAUAAUCCGCUAGUACUAGCGCUGUGGUCAUUGUACUGAUGAACUGAAACCGGCCGAUAAACCCAGCCGCGGGCCCUGAAGGGGAGAUGACAAAGGAGGAUAUUUCAGAGCCUGCUGAAGGAGACACUGCCCUGGGCUCUUACACAAGAAAUGCUCCCCAUCAGCGGGCUGUUAUCCACCAGGUGGCCUCUGCACCCAUGCCCAAUGACUGUGAGUUUUCUUUCUUUGACCCAUCUGAGCCGCAGUGCAAAGAAAUUCUUCAGGAUCCCAACACCACCAUACCUGAGCUGUUUGCAGUCCUCAGGCAAUGGGUACCCCAGGUUCAGAAAAACAUUGACAUCAUUGGCAUCGAGAUUCUGAAGAGAGGUUGUGGUGUGAAUGAUCGAGAUGGUUUGACAGAUAUGAGCCUUCUGCACUACUGUUGUAAGGCCGGCGCCCCUGGAAUUGGUGAUGCAGAAACAGCAGCUAGCUUUGCCCGGCAGCUCCUUGCCUUGGGUGCUGACCCCAACCUUCGCUCACGCUGGACUAACAUGAGGGCGCUGCAUUACGCUGCCUAUUUUGACGUGCCCCAGCUCGUCGGUGUGAUGCUACAAGCCUCUGAGCCUGGAGAGGUUGAUGCCACCUGCAGUGACUUUGACUUUGGCACAGCUCUUCACAUUGCUGCAUCCAACCUGUGCACAUCGGUUGUCAAAUGUCUGCUGGAGUUUGGAGCUAAUCCAGCGUUCAAGAAUGAUAAAGGACAGUGUCCAGCAGAUGUUGUACCUGACCCACUGGAUAUGCCCCUGGAGAUGGCAGAUGCAGCUGCCGUGGCCAAAGAGCUACGGACUCUGCUGAGACGGGCUUUACCCAGACCCAGCUCCCCUCUGCCCCUCACACUCCAAGGCCAGGUCAUCCCUGCUCUGUCUGAUAAGGCCAAAAUGCAGCUCGCCUCCAUGGGAAUCCGACUCGGGGAUUGUGUGGUGAUAGCUGGACAGAAGGUUGGGACGUUGCGGUUCUGCGGCAGCACCGAGUUCUCCGGGGGCCUCUGGGCCGGAGUGGAGCUAGAUAAACCAGAAGGGAAAAAUGAUGGCUCUGUAGCAGGGGUUCAGUAUUUCACUUGUCGAGUCAAACACGGAAUUUUUGCUCCCCUGUCCAAGAUCAGUAAACCCUUGGAAAAACAUAAAUCAAGCACAACAAAGACUCCUCUCCGCCCCCCUCGGCGCAUUGAUGUGUCCCGCAUUACCUCCAAGAUUAACACAGGUAUUCUUACACGCUCCCUCUCGUCUUCAUCAUCUUCGUUGGACUCUCGUCAAGGACCAAGUGGCCGUCCUCGCCCGCUGCCAAGGCAGCGUCUCCUUGCCAGGCAGCGAAAAGAGAACAUCUCUCCAAGCCCCAGGACAAAAUCGUCACCUGCACAUCAUUCCUCAUUCCGCUCCUCAGCUCCUCCGGCUGCAGGUUUCAGAAGUAGAACGCCCUCAGGCAGUAGUUCUUUGUAUGAUGGUUCCGAGGUGAGACUGGGUGAGAGGGUGCUGGUGGCAGGACAGAGGACCGGUGUUGUUAAGUUCUGUGGAAAAACCAACUUUGCUCAUGGUAUCUGGUUGGGCAUUGAACUGGACAAGCCAAGUGGCAAAAAUGACGGCUCAGUGGGAGGAGUGAGAUACUUCAGCUGUCCCCCAAAACAUGGAGUCUUUGCUCCCCCUUCUCGUGUUCAAAGGAUCCACGGUUCAGUCGGCUGCCUUUCAGAGCUCACCACCUCAGGUCUCAGUCAUCCAGUCAGCGGGACAAUUCGUCGCAGUUUCAGCACAUCAUCAGCCAUCGCCACACCAAAGGAGGUGAGAAGGAGGAACCCGGUUACCAGGAGUCGCUCUACUCCUCAUCGUCGUCGCUGGAGCACCCUGAGCGGCAGCAGUGGGGGAAUUCCCGGAAGCACGGCAGGAUCCAGUCCGUCGUCCUGCUCUGAUGGCCAGGUGCGCCUCCACGUGGGCAUGCAGGUCUUCCUGAGCAGUGCAAACGAGAUGGCGUUUAUCCGCUUCUUGGGAACAGCGGACUUUGCCCCAGGGCUUUGGCUGGGUCUGGAACUCCGAAGCCCGAAGGGCAAGAACGACGGCUCUGUGGGCGGCCGCCGCUACUUCACGUGUCGGCCCGGCUAUGGCGUUCUAGUCCGUCCCAGCCGCGUCACCUAUCGUGGCAUCAAUGGCUCCCACUUGGUGAAUGAAAAAAGCUGAAGACUGUUAAAAACUGGGGAUGGGUUUGGAUGCGAUGCGGUUCAAACUUUUUGCAUUUCUAACCUUUGCAUUCUAAUUCUCUGUGCUGCAAAGCCUUAAGCUGAAGAAAUUACUGCUUAUUAGUCUUUAAAGUCUGUAGGAGGCAAAAAGCACUUUAUUGAGUAAAUGAUAAAUCUUUUUUAUAUAAAACUCUGCAAAACUUAAAUCUGAUUGCACUAACAAGCCUUGUCAUCAUAGAAUAAGAUCAGAUGGAUUCUAUGGGCGUUUGCUUUCAAAACACAGAGCUAAUUUUUUUAUCAGAUAAUUAUAAUCUAAAUAAAGGUGUCAGUGUGUUUAUGUGAGUGCAUGUUGAUCAAGAACACUUUGGAACAGGAGAUAAUGAAUGUCAUGUCCAAUGUAUUGUUGAUUAAUAUUAAAAAAUAAGUUAAUCUUCUCCAUCAGGAUCCAACCACAUCAACAGCAGUUGAUACUUCUGCAGAUCUUUAUUUUGCUACAGAUAAAUGAUACCCUGUGAUAGGGGUGGUCAGUAAUAAUUUGUCUAGGGACAGCCCCCUAGCUGGAUGCUGCCACCAUGGCUGACAGUUGGUGCAGACCGUAUGGGCAGCUCCUAAUACCAGGAAAUUUUAAGUAAAACUAAUCUUUUAUUACAGUAGCAUAAUUUUAAACUUUUCUAACCUUUGAUUUGACUUAUUCAGUGUGGGGAAAAUGUCCCAAUUGAAGAAAUUGUGCUAGACAAAAUGACCAUUUUCUAUUUUCUUGCAGAGGCCACAAAUUAAAAUCUCCUAGUACUUCAGUUUUGAGGCCCGUUAAAAGGAAAACAGGCCCACAGCAUCAUAGGUCCUCCACCAUACUUGAUAGUAGAAAUGAGGUGCUUGUCCACAUGUUUAUCAGUGGUAUCAUGCUGUACCUAAAAGAAAUGUGCUGUGUCAAACCGUAUGCAUACCCCAGGAAGUCAUGGCACACUAAUUCACAGCUCUUAAGCUUGCUGAUCAGCUUACAAACAAAACAAAGAGCAAGUAUUUCUUAGUGCAGGAUUUUUUUCCCUGCUUCAUAAAUGUGCCCAAAUUAAACGUUGGAUUUUUCUGCAAUAAAACUUUAAUGCUUCUGAAACAUCUUUACCAGUGAUGCAAAUAGGUGUGCUUUUGACAUGGAAAGGUCUAAUUUAUGCAGGGCUGUUUGUCUUGAGGACCGGCUAUGUGAAAGAGAGUUGUAGGGUGACAGUCCCUCCAGGUGGAAAUCUGUUUCUUUAAUCCAAUCCAAUUCCAAUAAAGUCCAAUUUGUCCAUAACUUUAUUUUUCUUCACCAUAAUGUAAAAUUUGGUCCAGAUUCAAAGCUGCUAAGCAAUUUUUACUCAUAAAAAUAAGCCUAAAAUGAUGCCUGUAAAUGUUCACUAUGACACCAUUUCUACAGCUCAAACUACUGUCUAACUUUGUGAUCUCAGCUUUGGUAAUCCAUAUAACAGCACUUGAGUGAAGUAUAUAUUUGUGGAAUAGCAUUCAGUGGGCCAUAACAGUACAAUAUGCCUAAUUAAAUCAGCUUGACACUAAAACUAUAUAAUUAUCCACACAUUUCAAGGAUAUAAGCUGCAGUCUGAUUAGAGUGUCUGGGCAACUCGGCCGAGAACGAGCCAUUGAUUGCGCAUGUGGAAAACAAGGCCUCUGUUCAGUAAAACGCUCAUGGUCCGUCCAAUUAGAGCACGCCGGCCACAACCGGAGCUGCAGAAUCUCCAGCGGCCUUCCCUCAUUGAUCUGUUUUGGUCAGAACCCAUGUGAUUGAAAAGCUGAAGAAGCCAAGGUUGUCUGAGAUGUCUGUAACAGAUGAAUGGGGGGCAAAAGAAUAACAGUCCUUCUAAAGUUGAAGCAUUUCCUUCUACACUCAGAGGAGCUUCUCCUUUACAUUAAAGCAUUCUUUGAUGUAUUUUUUUUUCUCAUUUUGUCCUUGUUCUGUUAUAGUUUGUUGUAUCUGCACUUGGACAUUUCUGCACUAAUGAAAAGUUUUCAGUGGAUGUGUGAUGGAAGGGGUUCAUUCUUAUAAAUUUACGUGUUAAAGUGCUUCCUUAAAGAAAUAAAAGAAGUCUUUUAUCAUGAA
Molecule: messenger RNA, 4503 nt
Organism: Girardinichthys multiradiatus
Lineage: Eukaryota; Metazoa; Chordata; Actinopteri; Cyprinodontiformes; Goodeidae
Product: CAP-Gly domain-containing linker protein 4-like
Exons: 16
Coding region: 298-2415 (705 amino acids)
Biological process (GO): cytoplasmic microtubule organization
Cellular component (GO): cytoplasm; nucleus; microtubule plus-end
Molecular function (GO): microtubule plus-end binding
Source: RefSeq, a predicted model, not a curated record